AUUUACGAAAUAACUCAGUGUUUAGAAGGCACUUGCCUAUCCGCCAAACUUGACUGAGUAGUGAAUAAGAGUAAACAUACUUUCGAUCAACAAAAACUGGCAGCAACAAUACACUUACCAAAUCCAAAACAAAAACCAGUUGUUUCGCUUCGUUUCGACUCGUACACCAGUCUGCCCAAAUGGACAUGCACUUCCAGUACAAGAAGGAUCACGCGUUCGACAAGCGCCGCAACGAGGGCGACAAGAUCCGGCGCAAAUAUCCGGACCGUGUGCCCGUGAUCGUGGAGAAGGCCCCGAAGACCCGCUACGCCGUGCUGGACAAGAAGAAGUACCUGGUGCCGGCCGACUUGACGGUGGGCCAGUUCUACUUCCUCAUCCGCAAGCGCAUCAAUCUCCGUCCCGACGACGCCCUCUUCUUCUUCGUGAACAAUGUGAUUCCCCCGACAUCGGCCACCAUGGGAGCACUGUACCAGGAGCAUUUCGACAAGGACUACUUCCUCUACAUUUCCUAUUCCGAUGAGAACGUCCACGGACGUCAAUAGACUCCGACUUCGCCUCGAUCUCGGGUUUGUCCCGCCUAAUCGUUUUGGUGGUCGGUUGAGUUUCAAUUGUCACUUUUCGUCAUUCGCAAGUUCAUCAAUAAAAUGACUGGUGCUAGCCAGCUAACCAGCA
Drosophila gunungcola (fruit fly) is the source of this 672-nucleotide messenger RNA. Its product is annotated as gamma-aminobutyric acid receptor-associated protein. The coding region runs from base 180 to 542 and encodes 120 amino acids. The record is from RefSeq and is a predicted model, not a curated record. Gene Ontology annotation, biological process: cellular response to nitrogen starvation; macroautophagy; autophagosome assembly. Gene Ontology annotation, molecular function: GABA receptor binding; ubiquitin protein ligase binding. Gene Ontology annotation, cellular component: cytosol; autophagosome membrane; autophagosome. The transcript has a single exon. Lineage: Eukaryota; Metazoa; Arthropoda; Insecta; Diptera; Drosophilidae.